AUGCUUGCUAGCACAAACCUCUCAUGCAUUUUCCAUGUCGCUCCUGUACUACGUACGUUUAACACUUUCCUCAACCUUUAUGGCAUGCAGCUUUUGCUUGCAGCAACUGCUGAUGCUUCAUUACCAGCUAAGGACUACUGGAAAUCAGUGUUGCCAAAUGCUCCGUUCCCGAAAGCUCUUGAAGCUCUUCUGCAGCAAGAUGGCAAGUUUACAAUAUAUCACAAGGACAUGAACAUUAAGAAUGAAAAGGAUGACCUGUCCAAAGAACAUUACAUUAUCAGUCUUGAUCACAAGGACAUGGACAUUGGGAAUAUGAAGGAUGAUGCAAAGAAAGACGUAUCUAAAGAACAUUACAUUAUCAGUCUUGUAGAUCACAAGGACAUGGACAUUAUGAGUAAGAAGGAUGAUGCAAAGAAAGACCUCUCUAAAGAACAUUACAUUAUCAGUCUUGAUCACAAGGAGAUGGAUAAUAUUAUGAAUAACAAGGACGACGACCUCUCAAAGGAACAUUACAUUAUCAGUCUUGAUCACAAGGACAAGAGCAUGGAGCAUAGGAAGGAUGACGCAAAGGAUGAUCUCUCCAAGGAACAUUACAUCAUUAGUCUUGCAGAUCACAAGGACAUGAGCAUGAAGAGUAGAAUGGGUGAUGGAAAGGAUGACAUCUCCAAAGAACAUUACAUUAUCAGUCUUGCAGAUCACAAGGAUAUGAGGUUGAACAAUAUUAUAAAUGAUGAGGUAAAGGAUGACCUCUCCAAGGAGCAUUACAUUAUCAGUCUUGAUCACAAGAACAUGGGCAUUAUGAAUAAAAAACUGGAUGAUGUAAAGGAUGACCUCUCCAAGGAGCAUUACAUUAUCAGUCUUGAUCACAAGAACAUGGGCAUUAUGAAUAAAAAACUGGAUGAUGUAAAGGAUGACCUCUCCAAGGAGCAUUACAUUAUCAGUCUUGAUCACAAGGACAUGAGCAUGAAAAGUAGGAAGGAUGACCUCUCCAAGGAACAUUACAUUAUUAGCCUUGAUCACAAAGGCAUGAGCAUGAAGAAUAGGAAGCUUGGUGUAAAAGAUGAUCUUUCCAAAGAACAUUACAUUAUCAGUCUUGAUCAUAAGGACAUGAGCAUAAAGAGUAGAAAGGAUGAGGAUGACCUCUCAAAGGAACAUUACAUUAUCAGUCUUGAUCACAAGGACAUGAGCUUGAAGAAUAUGAAUGAUGAUGUAAAGAAUGAUGACCUCUCCAAAGAGCAUUAUAUUAUCAGUCUUGAUCACAAAGACAUGAGAAUGAAGAACAAGAAGGAUGAUGCAAAGGAUGACCUUUCUAAGGAACAUUACAUUAUUAGUCUUGGUAAGAAACAUACAUCAAACGAGUAA
Dovyalis caffra is the source of this 1362-nucleotide messenger RNA. NCBI's taxonomy places the organism in Eukaryota, Viridiplantae, Streptophyta, Magnoliopsida, Malpighiales, Salicaceae. The record is from the annotation of a GenBank genome assembly.